Molecule: messenger RNA, 2419 nt
Organism: Diatraea saccharalis (sugarcane borer)
Lineage: Eukaryota; Metazoa; Arthropoda; Insecta; Lepidoptera; Crambidae
Source: the annotation of a GenBank genome assembly
ACAUAGGUACUUAUGUGAGACGUGAGACAUUGUUUACAAUUUAUCGAAAGAGUAAUUCGAAAUUAUCCAAACUUUUUUAUUGUUCCUUUAUGUGUAAAAGCUAUAAACGUGACACUGGCGGAAUUGAGUAAACGCAAAUAGGCCAUGAAAUAAAAGAAGGAAGAAGUACUGUAAAAAGUUAAGUUGUGGAAACUAUAAAAAUGCCACGCCAGAUGUUUAUAUGCCAUUGGUGUAAUAAAACGUUUUCACAACGUAGUUAUAUUCAUAAGCAUAUGAAAAUAUGUGAUCCAAAUGAGAAAACAAACCGAUGUGAAGUGUGUAAUAUUAGAUAUCCGAAUAUGACAAGCCUCCGCAUACACAUAAGGAAAAAGCAUUUUGACUUCCAUUCUAAAUUGCUGCACUGCAGCCAGAAGGAAGGAGACAUGGAAACUAGCAGUCUGAAUAACUGCUUUAAAUGUCAUUGGUGUAAUGGAAUCUUUCUAAAGCGUAGGUACUUAGUUCUUCAUUUGAGAAAAUGUGAACCACAAAGAAACAAGAGAAUAAAGAUAUGGAGGGCAAAUUUAACUUGUCAGUAUUGUAAAACUGUACACGGAAACAGAGCAAGUUUAUUACGUCACAUUGCUAAUCUUCAUAGCAAUGAAAGUGAAAAAAGUAAAGAUAAGAAUGAAGAGGAAAAAACAAUCAAUAAUUCCAUUUCAAAACAAAAAGCAAUUGAGGAACUUGUCCCAAAAGAAAAAAUAACAACUACAUUAAAUAACAAUAACAAAGUACAUCCAAAGUCAUCUUUAAAAAAAUGCAAUGUGUGUAACAAAAUGUAUUCGAAUAUAAAGAGCCUCCUUUCACACAUACAGAAGAACCAUGCACUGCACAGCGAUCAGAAGGCAUCAGAUCAGAAGGCAGACAUGGAUACUAGUAGCUUAAACAACUACUUUAUAUGCCAUUGGUGUAAUGGAAAGUUUUUACAACGUAGGUACAUACUUGUACACGUGAAAAAAUGUGAUCCAAAGAAAAAUGCGAAAUUAGAAAAAUGGAGAGAAAGUCUUACUUGUGAAUAUUGUAAAAUUGUAUGUGGAAAUAGGAAAAAUUUAGCAUGUCAUAUUGCUAAUGUUCACGGCAAUGAAAGGGUAAAUAGCAAUGAUGUUGAAAUGGAAAAGCCAACUGCUAAUUCAGUUUUAAAACGACACUCAACCAAAGAGACUGACAUAGACGAAGAAAAAAAUGGUGAACCUACAAAAAAUGCACCCGCUAUAAACAAAAGUAACAGCAAAAAAGUACAGUCAAGUUCACCGUUAAAAAAAUGCGACGUGUGCAGCAAAACAUGUCCGAACAUGACUAGACUCCGCUUGCAUAUACGCAAAGAGCAUUUCAACCUGCAAGCUAAAAUACCAUACUGCAAUCAGAAGCGAGUGAAUCAGGUGUGGUUCGAGAAAGUUUUGAAUUGCAACAACAUCAUGGAGAUUAGGAAAACAGGUCCCAACACUUUGCUUAUGAGGAAAAUGGACGAGAAUACCGCUAUAAAAGUGUAUGAAAACCAUACUGCAAUCAUUGAUCUCUCUGACAUAUAUCCAACUAAACAUAAAUAACACAAUGAGUAGCUCGGUGGCGUAGUGGAUAAGCGCCGCGGCCCGCGAUCGUAGUCGUUAAGCAACUUUCGCAAGGGUCGGUCACGGGAUGGGUGACCGAAAAAUUAUUAUCUCGAGCUACUCCGCGCUUCGGAAGGCACGUUAAGCCGUUGGUCCCGGCUGCAUUUGCAGUCGUCAAUCCCCUCCAAUCCGCAUUGGGCCAGCGUGGAGGGUCAUGGCCCAUCCUCCUUAACCAUCCAUAAGGAAGGCCUGAGCCCCUGCAGUGGGGACGUAAAAGGGCUGGUGAUGUGAUAAAUAACACAUUUGAUCUUGAUUUACUGCACCGCAGAGAGCGAUUCUGAAAAAGAAAUACGAAUCCAUAUUCGGAUUCACUCGGUUCUCCAAUUUACAUCACUUCGUGGCAUAAGUGAAGGGAGUUUCGAAACUUUAUAGGGACAUAAUAUAUAAGACACGUAUGAAUCAAUCAAUCUUGUUUUGUAUUUUUAUACAAGAAAAUGGAAUCAAUAGUAUUUCUAUACUAUAUAUAAGUUAGGCGAAUUCUCUUUUGUAGUGAAUUUGGAUACUAGAGUGAAUUCGGGUUCGGAUUAUCUCGGAAUCGCUCUGCGUAAUUGUCAUAGUGAAUUUCUUGCUUUUAUCUGUUACCAUUGCACAAGUAUUAAUUACAGGUAUAUCUAAUAUCGGUUUUAAGACUAUUUGUAUAAUGUUGUCUAAAGACAACUUAAUUAAUUAGUUAACAUCAACGUAAACUGAUAUAUAGAGUUAUUUAUAAAGCUAACAAAACACUUAUAACGACAUUCUAUUACUUUUGAUAAUAGGGGAUUGGACAGCAAUCGGAU